ACAUGAAUUUUAAAAUGAUUGUUAUUCUCCUUGGCUAUUCUCGAUAAUAAGUUAUAUUUCAAUAGUGUUAUUUUUCUAAUAUUUUUCUACACCAAAAAUCAAAACAUAAUUAAUCACUGUGGGAUCCACUGGGUGGGAAGUUGCUGUCUGAACGCGAGGCCGAAUUCCCCCUCACAUUUAACACCACUUGUGACUGGCCACCUACUACCAAGAACAUCACCUAAAUAAUUCUCUCCACUUCACCAGUUCCCUCCCAAGCGUAACAGUGCUUGUGAACUAAACUACACAGAAAAUGAACGAAGAUGAUGCACCGACAGUCAUCACAAUACCUUCAACAGUCACCUCCACCUCCACCUCCACCCCAACCACCAUCACCACAACAGUACUAAAGAGAGAAACCUCAGAAUCUAGUCUACUAUGUAAGACUCGUUACAAAUUCUGGGUCUUAUCUGCAAUCCUCCUCCUUGCUUUCUGGUCCAUGUUCACUGGCUCUAUUACUCUCAAAUGGUCCACUGGUGACCUCUCACAACACCCUGACAACCUCGGCUUCCAAACUCAAGAUGAUGUCGACAUUCUCGUGGUGGAGGAGAAGAAGAAACUGGUGUGGCGCAUGUGGGACGUGUACAAGCAUAGCAAUAGGGGUACAAGAUUGCCUCGAUUUUGGGAACGGGCUUUUCAAGCUGCUUAUGAGGCUUUAGCAAGUGAUGUGACUGCUGUUCGAGAUGCUGCUGUUUCUGAGAUUGCCAAGCUUUCUAUUAGCUCCACCAUCAAUCUUGAUGACCCUUUUCCUGUUCAAUCUACAACGCCGAAGGAGAAAAAUCUCAAGUCAGGAACGGAAAGUACUGAGGAAGUCUAGCCAACGGUAUUUUUCUCUUGCGAUCGCUGAAACUUCUUUCGGCCUGCUUGAAGCUUGGCAGAUGACAAAAGUAAAUAUCAUUUUUCAUCUACAGUCAGAUUGAAAGAGAUCAGUUGUUACUAGCUUGCAAGCUCCUGCUCCUCCUCUCUCGUCCUCCAUCAAUCUUCCCAAAUGACCUUUCUCAUCAAGAAUGCAAAGCUGAACUGCUCAAUAGGAUAAAUUUCCUUAUGAAAGUAAAAGCUGUACGUAUAUUUUAAGUACGUGUGUAAAUUACUAUACGUUAUUUAGCUUCUUUUUUUUGUCGUGCUGUAACUUUUUUUGUCGUGCUGUAACAAAACCAUGAAAUAAAAUUUCAUGAUACUUUCAUCGAUGCUGAAA
Messenger RNA from Populus euphratica (Euphrates poplar), 1234 nucleotides. RefSeq lists its product as uncharacterized. The transcript is spliced from 3 exons. The coding region runs from base 293 to 856 and encodes 187 amino acids. The record is from RefSeq and is a predicted model, not a curated record. NCBI's taxonomy places the organism in Eukaryota, Viridiplantae, Streptophyta, Magnoliopsida, Malpighiales, Salicaceae.